Messenger RNA from Dioszegia hungarica, 1653 nucleotides. RefSeq lists its product as uncharacterized. The record is from RefSeq and is a predicted model, not a curated record. The transcript has 11 exons. The coding region runs from base 1 to 1653 and encodes 550 amino acids. NCBI's taxonomy places the organism in Eukaryota, Fungi, Basidiomycota, Tremellomycetes, Tremellales, Bulleribasidiaceae.
AUGCACAACGACGCCUACCCCGAAUCUGGCGAAGAUAUAGCUCGCUCGCUUGUACCCGAGCUCCUCGCACGCGGUGCUUUCCCCGAGCUCAAGGCAUGCUUCCCCCUUUGGGACAGCCUCAAGCCUAACAUACCGCAGUCGGUCCGUUCCCUGCGAUUCGAGAAGGCUAUAUGGAGCUUCCGAGACGCUCUCAAGCUUGCUGAGAAGGGGAAAGACGAGUGGAGGAAGUGUCAGGUCCGCGAUGCUCUCGCCAAGAUCAUGUGGCAAGACCUGUCGAGCUUUGCAGACAAUCGAGAGGCCGAGCGAACGCGCCUGACUUUUGAAUGGCUCUUUGACAUUCUCCUCGCUUGGUCUGAUGAUGUGGACGAGGGAGAGAAGGUGGACGAGUUUUUCGUCAAGUUCCACCUCGACAUGAGCGACAUGCGACGCAACACAGCCCUCUCGCUCGCCGUCCGCGAACGCUUCACCAAAUCCUACAUCGACGCGCUUACCGCCUUCCGUCCCCUCCGACCAGCCAUGAAAGCGCUUCGCCGCCUUCUCCGCUUGGACGCAUACGAAUCUCUCAUUCAGCUCGCCAGCCAGCGGGCUAUCCAAUGUUGGGAUCUAAAGCAGUACAAGUACGCCCGACAAGCUCUGCUCGCCCACGAGUCGGCCAUCGCGAUGGCGGAGGAUCUCGAGCGGGAGUACGAGCAGGUCAUCAACGAGCGAAGUGAUCGGCGAGCGGGCAAGUGGAUGGAGACGCUGAACAAGCUGGUUCACGCUGCGGAUCGUGAGAAUGGGUACGAGUAUGUCUUUGGGCGGAUCGCGGAGGCUGCGGCGGACUGUAGGGCGUACAUCACGAAAUGUAUCAAAACCUUCAAUGCUGCGUUGCUGGACGACCCGGCCAAUAUCGUGGAGGGCGUGGAGGAUGCUCAAUCCCACUUCCGCAAUGCGGCAAUCAUUGCAGCCGAUUGCGACUGGAACCUCGAGGGAGAGGCACUCGUCCGCAUCGCUUCUACCUUGGCGAAGGUCCUUCGUCGGGCUGGCAGUGCCGAGAUUUUGUAUCGCCGGGCCAUCCAGCUCGCCGCAGUACACAACAACGUCGGCAUCACCGGUCCCUGGUUCAAAGAGGCCCAGAACGCACUCAAGAGCGAGCAAAAGGCCGAAGCCGAGGCGAACGAAGCGCGAUGGGUCAACAUCCGCGAGGCGAUCGGGAACAAGCUGUCCCAGCACCUCAAGCCGAUCGAGGAGCACACGGGCAAUUUGAAGGAGUUCAUCCAGGAGUGUCCCCCGCUCGCCACGCCAUCCGGCUCGGACUGUACCCCGGCAUACGAAGGCGGCAGCAAGCUACCCGACGGCCUCUUCCCUGAUAGCGCGGCGCCUAUCGUCCCACCCGCCCGAAAGAAGGCAAAGAAGGAGGUCGAGCCGGUCGCCCUCCCGAAAGUGUCAAAUAGCGCGUUUAGGAAGGUCGUGUUCCGGUAUCACCCCGAUAGAGGACAAGAAGGGUUUGGCGAGGUAUGGAGACAGACUGCCGAGACGAUCGUCAAGCAGCUCAACAAGCGGCGGGACAAGCACCACGAGCUGAAGCAUGGUCUGAGCCUUCGAGUGAGGAGGGUCCAAUCGCCGGGGCGGGAAGGAGAUUGGGUUCUGCGGCUCCAUUGUGCAGUCACCUAA